Drosophila busckii is the source of this 1060-nucleotide messenger RNA. Its product is annotated as protein late bloomer. Lineage: Eukaryota; Metazoa; Arthropoda; Insecta; Diptera; Drosophilidae. The transcript is spliced from 5 exons. The record is from RefSeq and is a predicted model, not a curated record. The coding region runs from base 105 to 797 and encodes 230 amino acids. Gene Ontology annotation, cellular component: membrane.
AGCGACAAAGCUUGUUGUGGCCAAGCAAACAGUUUUCAAGGUGCGCAUGUGACGCACGCCGAGCGAAAAUCGUACGAAAAACUCAAAUCAAAAGCAAAAUCGCGAUGUAUUGCACUACGCGCAUUUUGCGUUACAUUUUAUGUGUUAUUAAUCUGUUGUGUGCCCUAAACGGCUGUCUGCUCAUUUGGUACGGCGUUUGGCUUCUAAAUAGUCUCGUCGAGCCGCAGCACAUUGUCAUUGAUAAAGGCGAAAAAUUGGCAGCCAUACUCUGCAUUGUCUUGGGCUGUGUCAUUGUGCUCACCAGCGUAUUGGGCACUGUGGGUUUGCUAAGGGAAUGCAAGCGCAUUUUAAUAAGCUAUGCUGUGCUCUUGGUGCUGCUGCUAGUCAUACAGUUUAUUCUAUUUAGCCUAAGCUAUGCCGCCAGCAGAGAUCGCCUGCCCGCCAGCCUAAAGCAAGGAUUUGAUGAGCUCUGGGAUCCGCUGCACAGCGGCAACAGCACACUCAAUGCCUAUGAGCAAUGGCUGCAUUGCUGUGGCCGCAAUAGCGCCGAGGAUUACAUGUUAUUGGAGCGGGAGUUGCCUGCGAGCUGCUGCUUCGAACGCGACUGCACCAAGCCGGUGAAUUUGUUUAUGAAUGGCUGUGAGAGCACGUUUAAGGAAUAUGUCAGUCGCAAGACGGCCAACUUUCACACCAUCAGCUGGCUGCUGAUACUAACUGAGUUCGUUGGCUCUGUGGCCACCUGUUAUUUAGUGGAUAGCAUACGAAAUCAUCGCGAUCGCGUGCGCUUCUAUAAUUAAUACAUAAAUUUGUAAUUAAAAUGUUAGCUGUGCUCGCUGUAUUACUAUUUUAGUUAAUAUAAUUAUAGUCCCUAUGCAAAUGUGAUUGUAAACUAGUAGUUAUAGUUUUUACUACUCAUUCAUUCAUUGAUCAACACAAGCGAAAGAGAACAAAUAAAUGUUGUAAAAAGCGCAACUCCCACGAUAAAUAUAAACAAGACAUGUACGAAAAUAAAAAUUAAAAACCUGUUGCAGUCAACGAAAUAAAUAUAGCGAAAAACAAA